AUGAGAAAUUUAUUACUUAUUUCUUAUUUUCGGAGAGAUCAAGUAAACCAAUUUGAAGAAAUUAAGAACCAACAAGUUAAGAUCAUGCUCUCGUCGAAAUAUAAAAGAAAUUUCAGAGGGUCUUUUAAAAUAUCAAAAUUGAACUAAUUAAUGGUAUUGUUGGUAAUACAACUAAAUGGAUAAGUUAGUUAGACAAUUUUAGAGCACGAUGAAUAGGUUCGAGUAUUAGUUUGAGUCUAUCAUAUAGCAAUUUGAUUUCAUGUGGAAAUGA
Molecule: messenger RNA, 271 nt
Organism: Paramecium primaurelia
Lineage: Eukaryota; Ciliophora; Oligohymenophorea; Peniculida; Parameciidae
Source: the annotation of a GenBank genome assembly